Cucumis melo (muskmelon) is the source of this 931-nucleotide messenger RNA. RefSeq lists its product as uncharacterized. Bases 182 to 673 code for a protein of 163 amino acids. The record is from RefSeq and is a predicted model, not a curated record. The transcript has a single exon. Lineage: Eukaryota; Viridiplantae; Streptophyta; Magnoliopsida; Cucurbitales; Cucurbitaceae.
UGAAAAUUGUAAAAGGUAGGCAUUUUUGUCUUUUUGAUAAUUUUGUCCCUAAGAAUUCAAAGUCAAAAAAGAAAACCCAUCUCAUUGCCUCUGAUUUCGCCGGUGAUUUUCAAAUUUCCCCUACAUAAUAAUCCUCCACUUCCACUCCCAACUUCCACCUCCAUUUCUUACCAAUCUACCAAUGGACACCGACGAAUUUUACCGGAAACCGGCUGCCGUUCCUUUCAAAUGGGAGAUCAAACCCGGUGUCCCCAGAAACCUCCACCGUCCCCGCCAGUCACCAACUCAAUCUCCCCCUCAACACCACCGUCAAAAGCUCAAACCUCCUCCUGCUGUUUCCCAUUUCCCCCAUCCUUCAAAUUCUCUUCACUCGUCUCCUCGAACCCGAUCCGACCGGUGGCGCUUCGUCCGAUCCGAGCAAGUCUCGUCAUCUGGUUGCUUCCCGUCGCCUUUGCCAAACCGGAAAUCCCCCAAGGCCCUCAGCCGGAAAUUCCCCGAACCUGAUUACUCCUCUGACUUGGACACUUUGUCCCGCUGGUCGGUUUCCAGUCGGAAGUCGAUUUCGCCGUUCCGAUAUUCAGUUUCGUCGUCGUCGCCGUCGUCGUUCUCGUCGUACCAAUCCUCGCCCCGUCCGACCAGUGAUACCGAAUGGGCCGGUUUUGGGCUAUUUUGAUUGGGGUUUAAGAGAUGCUGGCCCGAAAGUAUAGUGCCCAAGUUGUGGCCCAUCUGGAUAGUGAUUCUAAAUGGGCUUGGUUUUGGGCUUUUUGGUUUAGUGGAUUUGAAGAGACUGUGGGCUUUAAGUUGUUGCGUAGAAAUAGGAAGCUUUAAAUCCCUAAUUGUAUUGUGAUUUUUGCAAUCAUAGGGAUUUUCUUAUAAAACCCCAUAAAUUACUUAAUAUGUUAUAAAAAGAAUAAAAUCUAAGAUUGUGUUU